This is a messenger RNA of Photinus pyralis (common eastern firefly), 1174 nucleotides long. RefSeq names its product casein kinase II subunit beta. Gene Ontology annotation, cellular component: cytoplasm; protein kinase CK2 complex. The transcript is spliced from 5 exons. The coding region runs from base 126 to 794 and encodes 222 amino acids. The record is from RefSeq and is a predicted model, not a curated record. Gene Ontology annotation, molecular function: protein kinase regulator activity. Lineage: Eukaryota; Metazoa; Arthropoda; Insecta; Coleoptera; Lampyridae.
AUCCCCUCCAUCAUUCCCUUGUUUAUUUUUUAAACGUCACAAGAUGGCGUUGGUUACAUUUCCCUUUUUGUUGUAGUCGUAGAUGUAGUAUCGUAAGCGUGGCUAAUAAAGGUACAAAAAGAAAAAUGAGCAGUUCUGAAGAGGUUUCGUGGAUUUCCUGGUUCUGUGGAUUAAGAGGAAAUGAAUUUUUCUGCGAGGUUGAUGAGGACUACAUACAAGACAAAUUUAAUUUAACGGGUUUAAACGAACAAGUUCCACAUUAUCGUCAGGCUUUAGAUAUGAUAUUAGACUUAGAACCAGUAGAUGACGAAUUAGAUGACAAUCCAAAUCAGUCGGAUCUAAUAGAACAAGCUGCUGAGAUGCUUUACGGUUUAAUACACGCUAGGUAUAUAUUAACUAAUAGAGGAAUUGCGCAAAUGAUAGAGAAAUACCAAUCCGGCGACUUUGGGCAUUGUCCGCGAGUAUAUUGUGAAUCUCAACCAAUGCUACCCUUAGGCUUAUCAGAUGUACCUGGAGAAGCGAUGGUAAAAUCUUACUGUCCGAAAUGCAUGGAUGUGUACACACCUAAAUCUUCUCGUCACCAUCACACCGACGGAGCAUACUUCGGAACUGGUUUUCCUCAUAUGCUUUUCAUGGUUCAUCCUGAAUAUAGACCAAAACGUCCAACAAACCAGUUCGUACCAAGGUUAUACGGCUUCAAAAUUCACCCUUUAGCAUAUCAGCUUCAACAGCAAGCUGCGUCAACAUUUAAAGCACCCAUGCGUGCAAUAGGUUACAAUAACGGCAAACGUUAAACAAAAAUUGUAAAAAAAUGUGUAUUAUUAUAACUGAGCUGCAAUAAUUUUACCUAUUUAUAUAUUUAAAAUUUUUUUUAUUUAUCGAUCUCUCUAUUAUGAGGUUAUUGUCGGAAAAAUUAAUGCAGCUUGAGGAACUAUUGCGGAACAUUUUAUUUAACAAUCUGUUUAUAGUAGUUUUUAUUUCCAUAAAAUUAGUGAACAUCUUUGUAAUUUGUAACGAAUACCAAAAUUCUUCUAAGAAUGUAUUAACCAAUAAAUUUACAUGUAAUAAAAUGUUUGUUUAUAGAGUAAAUUUGCAGUGUAUAAGUAUAUACAUUGCACUUUAUUACUUUAAGUUAUAGCUAUUUUUUUCAAUAAAUAAACAAGUACAAAAGUUU